Didymodactylos carnosus is the source of this 591-nucleotide messenger RNA. The record is from the annotation of a GenBank genome assembly. Lineage: Eukaryota; Metazoa; Rotifera; Eurotatoria; Philodinida; Philodinidae.
AUGGCAGCCUCAAGAAAUGCUGAGAGUUUAGAGCGCAGACAAACUCGGCUUGAUGAUCAACGUUCAAGACAAGCGGCUUCAGGAGACGCCGAGAGUCCAGAACAGACACGGACUCGAAUUGACGAUCAACGUGCAAGACAAGGUGCUUCUCGAGCAGCUGAGAGUCCAGAGCAGAGACAAACUCGGCUUGGCGGCCAACGUGCAAGACAAGCUUCCUCAAGAGACGCCGAGAGUUCGGAACAGAGACAAACUCGGCUUGGUAGUCUCCAUGCAAGACAAGCGGCUUCAGGAGACGCCGAGAGUCCAGAGCAGACACGGAUUCGAAUUGACGAAUUAUCUAGCCCGACAUCGGGUACUUCCGCUAGUUUCCUUAUAAUUACUAGUGCAGUUAGGUGUGGGACGAAUCGAGCGCUCCCAAUGGAUGAUCAUGACGAACAACGAGUACAUCGUUCAUCAUUAAUGAUGGUAUAUAGGGGUAAGCGACGAUUAUUAUUUGAUUUAUCAAUCAUUCCAUGUUCGACGAUAAAUUUGGACGAUAUACUCUUUGUUCGUUACAAUCGUCCAUUUGUUGGACAUUUUGGGGUAGAAUGA